AUGAAUCCAACUGGAGUCUAUAAUUGGGCAAGAACAUUUAGUAAUCAAAAUUUAUGUGGAUUUCCUGUGUUUACUACAAUCAAAGGAACAUCCACUUCAAUGAAUCAUGGAGUUGGCUUAUUGAGUUCAUAUUUGAAAGACAGAUUAACAAUUGUAUAUUUAACAUUGAAUGAAGGUUUAGUGAUAAAGAGUUUUGUGUUACUAAUGCCAUUAUCUAAAUCUUACAACCCAGGUUAGUUGGUAGUAUCUAAAACAUAAUACGGAGUCAUAGCUUUAAAUAAUCAAACCAAUUGGGGGAUAAUGAUAUUUGAAUUGCUUACUGAUAAAUACUGA
Stylonychia lemnae is the source of this 333-nucleotide messenger RNA. NCBI's taxonomy places the organism in Eukaryota, Ciliophora, Spirotrichea, Sporadotrichida, Oxytrichidae. The record is from the annotation of a GenBank genome assembly.